CUCUCUCUCUCUCUCUCUCUCUCUCUCACACACACACACACACACACAGAGAGAGAUCAUCUGAUGACGUGGUGCCGUUGGCUUCGCUCAGCAGCGCGAGAGGAUGGCGGACCAGAACAGGCAAAUCAAACUCGCUGCAGCCAAGAAAAAGCUGAAGGAGUUUCAACAGAAGACCACCCCAUCCACAGGAAGCGCUGGACCAAAGAAGAAGAGGAAGGUCAAAGGAGGCGAUCAGCUGGACGCCGCUGUGGACAGACACUCGCCGGACAAUGUGAGUCAGAUUGAGAAUAUUCUCAAAGUUAUGGUGUCUGAUCUUAGUGUGACUAAUGGAGUGUCUCAGCCUCCAUUUGUCAACAACAGUCAGGAUGAUGUGGAUGCGGUGAACCGGGUCACACAGGAUCUGGAGGAGACCAGCGCUGAACCCGUCUUUAACCCCGCUUCUGCUAUUAACUCUGAGUGUGCCGCUGAUAGCGCUGGCCUGCAGCAGAAGUACACAGCAGAUGCAAAUGGCGAUGAACAUCCUCUGGAAGAUAACAGGCCGCUGUCGUCCACCGAGAGCCUGAGACAGAUUUCCCAGCAGCUCAAUGGACUUCUGUCUGAGUCAACAACAUACAUCAAUGGAGACAGCGGUCCGCCGACGGUCAGUGAGAAGGAACUGGAGACUCGCAACCAGGAGCUGGCAGCGGCUCUGGACUCCAGCGCGCUCACAAACGCCCAGCUCACGUCCAAACUCCAGACACUGACGAAGCAGUCUCAGGAGCUUUCUGAUCAACUACAGAAGGAGCGGAAAGAGUUUGAGCAGAAGUUCACUAAGGAGCAGGGAGCGAUACGUGAGCAGCUACAGGUUCACAUUCAGACCAUCGGCAUCCUGGUGUCUGAGAAAUCAGAGCUACAGACGGCCCUGUCUUACACACAGCAGGCAGCGCGACAGAAGACAGCAGAGGCAGAAGAUCUGAGCUCGCGGCUGCAGGCCAGUAAACAGCGAGUGUCUGAGUUAGAGAGGACGCUAUCUUCAGUCUCUACACAACAGAAGCAGUUCGAGAAGCAUAAUAAAGAGCUUGAGAAGGAGCGAGACAGUCUACGAUUAGAGGUCCUCAGGUUUAGUAAUGUGAGCGAGGAGUCCAGGCAGCAGAGCUCAGAGCUGUCGGAGCAGUUCAAGCUGAAGGUAAAUGAGAACAACGGCUUGAAGCAGGAGGUUGAUGAGCUCCGUAAGCGUCUGGAGAUGGCCGACAGCAUGCUGCAGCAGUUCUCCAGUCAGUCGGGUCCUCCAUCUGAGCGCCAGCAGGUGCAGCUCCUCCUGGAGGAAAAGCAACAGUUAGAGGCUCACGCGGCUCAGCUGAUGGAGUCGGUCGCUCAGCUGCAGGUGGAGAGAGAUCGGUACGCUGUACAGAUACAGGAGGAGGGACGCGUGUGGAAGGACAAGACAGAGCAGCUUCUGUCUCAGGUGCGUCUGAUGUCAGAGGAGCGUGACAGCACUGCUGCUCAGAUUCAGGAGCUGCAGGAGAAGAUCACAGAGCUGGAGAACGCUGCAGCUCUGAUGAGUAAAGAGCAGGAGCUGCAGGCCGUGUCACAGGCCUCGGGCCCUUCAGAAAGUGAACUGGCCCUUCAGGAGACCAUCAGCAGCCUUCAUCAGGAGAGAGACGCUCUCAGUCUGCAGUACCAAGCACAGGUGCGAGACAACGAGCAGCUGAGCCGGCUGGUGCAGGAACAGGAAGUGAGGAUGGAAGAACUGGAGAGACAGGCUGAGCGGGCCGUGGAGGACACUCAGGAUCGACUCCAGAUUCUGGAGGACGUCCAGAGCGACAAGGCCACCAUCAGCAGAGCCCUGGCCCAGAACCGAGACCUCAAAAACCAGCUGGCCGAGCUGCAGAACGGCUUCGUCAAGCUGACCAAUGAGAACAUGGAGCUGACCAGCGCUCUGCAGUCCGAGCAGCACAUCAAGAAGGAGAUCGCUCGUAAGAUAGGUCAGCUGCAGGAAGACCUGCACAAUGCCAAAGAACAGCUGCAGGAGAAGUGCGGAGAGCUGGCAUCUGCGCAGGAGCAGAGGGAUCAGUAUCUGGCUCACCUGCAGCAGUACACAGCUGGAUACCAGCAGCUGGUGACGGAGCGAGAACAUCUGCACCAUCAGUUCCUGCAGCAGACGCAGCUGAUGGACCGACUGCAGCACGACGAGGUGCAGGGCAAAGUGCAGCUGGAGCAGAGUCACGUUCAGCUGCAGGAGGCGCAGGAGAAACUGAUGCAGCUGGCCAGAGAUAACGAGGAGCUGAAGACGGAGGUGCAGGAGCUGCUGAACAGCUCGGCUCUGAACACCUCUCACAGAGACGACGGUGAUGGCUUGGAAAGUAAUUCUCUCCUGGAGAGCUUCCAGAAGUCACACAUCGUUAUCCCAGAAGACUUUGAGAGCAGAGAAGAGAUGGAGGAGUUUAUUCACUCUGCUCUGACGCGUCUGGAGGAAGAGCGAGACGAGAUGAGCCGCCGGUUCGAGGAGGAGAGGAGACUUCAUCACGCCGUCCGACAGCAGAUGACGGCCAUGAGCCACGAGCAUCAUCAUCACCACCAUCCUCAUCCUCAUCCUCACAGCACAGAAGGCUCUGACGGGGUCCCGGCGGAGGUGCACGAGGCUCUGCGGGUGGCCAUGGAGAAGCUCCAGGAGCGUUUCACGGCGCUCAUGCAGGAGAAGGUGGAUCUGAAGGAGCGCGUGGAGGAGCUGGAGCACCGCUGCAUUCAGCUCUCAGGAGAAACAGACACCAUCGGUGAAUACAUCGCGCUGUAUCAGAACCAGAGAGCCAUCAUGAAGCAAAGACACUAUGAGAAGGAGCAGUACAUCAACAUGCUGGCCAAAGACAAGGAGGAGAUGAAGGCGAAGCUAGCGGAGCUGCAGGAUCUGGUCAUGCGUCUGGUGGGCGAGCGUAACGAGUGGUACAGCAGAUACAUGAGCGCCGUUGGUAACCCUGACCUCCUGUCCUCCGGAGGAGAACAGCUCCAUCCCGCUGACGGACACACGGACAGCCCAGCCGUUCUGGACCUGAGCACAGCAGUGGAGGCGUCUACAGCGCCUCAGUCCAGCACUGACCCACCGAGUCCAUCCCAGAGUCCCGAGAGGCCUGGGUCCGCACCGGACGGCCCGUCCCUGAGGCCCAAAGAGGACGGCACGGCCCGCCAAAUCAUGCAGCUCCUGCAGGAGAUCCAGAAUCCUCAGUCCAGACCCGCGCCCUUCCUGGGAGAAAACCCCUGCAUCCCGUUCUUCUACCGGCCAGACGAGCACGACGAGGUCAAGAUCCUGGUGGUCUGAAAGCGUCCGGCGGGCCCAAACUGAACCUUUCCUGCUUGGCUUCUGGCGGGAGAGCGUCUGACGAAACGGACUCACGUAUUAAAUGAGUGUUCCCUCUCUGUUCCUCUGGUUUCUACAGCGAAUAAGAGAAAUUUGAUGACUUCUGAAGCUCUUCGGCUCCGUUUGGUUUGCGUGUAAACCAUUUAAACCAUAAGAAUAUCAGUUUUUGCUGCUCUGUGUCUUUUCCGUCACCCAUUUGUCCUCUUUCACGUUAUCAAAUAAGUGCAAUAGACAGCUGACAGAUCUCAGUAUGAUUCAUUGAUUCAGAUCGUGAACUCCUUACGUAACGAACUCGCACACUAACUAGGGUACAGUAAUAUUGAUAUGAUAAAGCAGGUCUGGACUGAGACGGUGAAGUGUUUUCUGAGAGAAUCAGAUUAUGAAGUGUUUGCUCGUUUGCAAAGCAUGUAGGGCAGAGUAUUGAGAAGGAACUAAACAUUUACAAAUGAAUCGUUCGAUCUGAAUGUGCUUUAUGCAUCACAUUGUAGGUUAGAAUCGAGCCGAGAGUGUUCAGCGGACACAAGAAGCUUAAAACCGGAUUGUUUUUGCUUUUCCAAUUGGGAUUUAUUGAAAGAUGUGAUUAUACUUUUAUCCCUGCAAACACACGAGCACCUUGUGUUUUUCCCAGAGCGCGUGACGUCGAAGCUUUCGAGAUGUUUGCGAUUGUUUGCGGCUAACUCUAUGACGCUAGCGUCCGUCAGCCGAGAGUUUGGAGUGGCGUCUGUAUGUGGAGUGAAUGAUAGAGCGUUUAUGAGAGCUGUACAUAUAUUAGAGAAAACGAUUUGUAAUAAUUCCUCUUACGCGAGCAAAGCUUGAACGGUGAGUUCAUUCAUAAACAUCCAUCGCUCUCAUCAGAUUUGGCAACACUUUCCGUGAAGAUAAAGCUCCUCAUGUCUUGUAAUGGUAUGUUUUUGUAAGUAAUUGCUUUAGAAGAGCAUACAUAUUAAUCUGCAGGUACUUACAAAAACAUUCAAGCAGUUCUGAAGCAGAAUGCAUUGUGCGUUGCUCUCCGAUGCAUUAUAUAGACACGCAGGCUUCAUGGGAAGUGUUGCUGUAUCUGUAUUCAGCUGAAGAACUGAACUCAUGCAUGCGGUUAUAACUGGAAGACGCGUGGAGGCACGUUUAUUAGUGGCAUCUGUGAGCGCCGAGCUCUGCAUCUUUUCUAUCUGCGCUCUCCAUGUAUGAAUAUAUUUUCCAGUGAUUCUUUUGGGCGUGGGCUUUAAUCAGACGUCGAUUGUUUUGCAGAAGCUGCACCGCGAGCUUGUUCAUGUAACAGAUGUGUAAAUAGUGUAACUGUGUAUCAUACUGUAUAUUGACUGGGGGAAGCCUGCUGAAGACUCGAGUGAGAAGAGAGGACGGGAUGUUUGUGUGCUUUCAUACUACGGCUGAACUAAAGGAGAAUUCUAUUUAUUUGGGAUAAUUACACACUAAUCUGUUUUAAUCUAGACUGAUGGAACACAAUGAAGGAAUAAUGAGUAGUUUGAGCAGAAAUGCUUCUGUGAUGAUUUUCCUCCUAAAUAAACCUGAUUGAGCAAAAUGAA
This is a messenger RNA of Onychostoma macrolepis, 4872 nucleotides long. It is a transcript of the gene golga2, whose product is annotated as golgin A2. Gene Ontology annotation, biological process: Golgi organization. Gene Ontology annotation, cellular component: Golgi cisterna membrane; cis-Golgi network; Golgi apparatus. The record is from RefSeq and is a predicted model, not a curated record. The transcript has 28 exons. Lineage: Eukaryota; Metazoa; Chordata; Actinopteri; Cypriniformes; Cyprinidae. Gene Ontology annotation, molecular function: protein binding. The coding region runs from base 104 to 3292 and encodes 1062 amino acids.